Messenger RNA from Pieris brassicae (large cabbage white), 4597 nucleotides. RefSeq names its product heparan sulfate glucosamine 3-O-sulfotransferase 5 (gene Hs3st-A). The coding region runs from base 304 to 1524 and encodes 406 amino acids. The record is from RefSeq and is a predicted model, not a curated record. Lineage: Eukaryota; Metazoa; Arthropoda; Insecta; Lepidoptera; Pieridae. The transcript has 9 exons. Gene Ontology annotation, molecular function: [heparan sulfate]-glucosamine 3-sulfotransferase activity.
GGCCGCUCGGCCUCGAUACCAUCUAUGACAGCUGGCGAUCACAACCUUUAACACAACAAACGUAAAACCUAUGUAAGAAGCAUUGGACAACCUACUCCCAUGGAUUUUUAACAGUCAUACACUAAUAAAGGAAUUAAACGCGUGUGAACAUUGUAUUAAGACUUGUUGUGUCAUGUGAGAUUGUACAAAAGCUGUAUUGCAUUCGAGGCUUUCAUAGCGGUAGAGCGAGGUGCGCUGUAGAAUAUGAUAUAAUUAUGAACAUAACGUAGAUAAAAGGAAGGGGCAUGUAGAAACGUCAGGAGUAUGAUCAAUGGAGGUUCCAUGGAGUCGCGUGGGCACGUAAGCCAGGCCCUGCCUACCAAAUAUCGCGCUGACUAUAAAAGCUGCUCGCAGUCACUCCCGCUUGAUAUUCUAUGGUUACCUCGUUCGGCGUUUCGACCAGCAGACAGCGAGCUGGCGGACUGUGUUCUUGUGGUGGGAGUGUCGCGGCCGAAGUUAGCCGCGGCCCUCCUAUCCGUCACUCUGCUUUCUCUCUUUCUCACAUUCCACGUAUUAUAUGACAGUGCACUGUAUAGUAUUCAGGCCGCGAGUAUUGCUUCAGCCGCCAGCGAAGGUCGAAAAAUAUUACAAAAUCAAGAGAGCAGUCGCACGAUAAGCCAUCCUAUGACUUUAAGGAAACGGUUGAAAAUUCCACGGGCGCCUCGACCCGUUCGUAGAUUACCUCAGGCCCUUAUUAUCGGAGUGCGCAAAUGCGGAACGCGUGCUUUACUUGAAAUGCUUUACCUGCAUCCGAUGGUGCAGAAGGCUUCAGGGGAGGUACAUUUCUUCGACCGUGAUGAGAAUUACGCUCUGGGUCUCGAAUGGUACAGGAGUAAGAUGCCUCUGUCUUUCAAGGGACAGAUAACAAUUGAAAAAAGUCCGAGCUAUUUCGUUACUCCGGAGGUCCCAGAGCGAGUUCGAGCUAUGAACUCAUCCGUACGUCUCCUACUGAUAGUCCGAGAGCCAGUCACUCGAGCGAUAUCUGAUUACACUCAACUGCGAAGCCGCGCAACUCCUUCUGCGCCAGCCUUAUCCUCUCCGGGCCAUCCUCUACCGGACGCCGCGAAGCCUUUCGAGCAUCUCGCUAUAACACCGGAUGGAGCUAUUAAUGUUGCUUACAGGCCCAUUGCAAUAUCUCUUUAUCACGCGUACUUACACCGAUGGCUGGAGGUAUUCCCUCGUGAGCAAAUUUUGGUUGUGAAUGGCGAUCAGCUGAUUGAAGAUCCUGUACCUCAACUUCGACGGAUCGAAAAAUUCUUGGGCCUUGAGCAUAAAAUAGGUAGAAAAAACUUCUAUUUUAACGAAACAAAGGGUUUCUACUGCCUACGAAAUGAUACGACGGACAAAUGCCUUCGUGAGACAAAGGGCAGAAAGCACCCAAGGGUGGACCCAGCUGUUGUCACGAAACUUCGAAAAUUCUUCGUUCAACAUAAUCAAAGGUUUUAUGACCUCGUGGGCGAAGAUCUGGGCUGGCCCGAAGAUUAAUUAUAGUAAAUAUUUUAAGAUGGAAGUGCCUCUAUGCUACAUUUACAUGCGAGUCAAUUGUCCAGACAUUUAAGUUGUCUAUUACAUACUGUAAUAUGCUUAAGAAGGUUUUAUUGUGAUUUUUAUUUUUAAUAUUAGUAGUUAUUGAUAGCAGUCAUAUUUAUUCGUUUCUAUGAAAUAUAAUUACACACAUGUAUAUCUGUGAUAUAUAGAAGGCGGAUAUUCAUGUUUAUAAAAAGCGAAAAACAUUUUAUUUCAAUACCUGUAAGGGGAUAGUAGACACUUUAAAUAUGUUGGACCUUUGUUCCUGAUACUGCAGCAUAACGGCAUGUCCAAUACUGUCUUACCUGUGAAAAACAUAUCAAUGUAACUAAUACAUAUCACUAGUUAAGGAAAUUUUUAAAACGUUUAUAUAUACAUUUUAGCGUGAAGUAGCUUAUUAGCGUGAAGUUGGCUGUUCUUUUGUUCUUAAAUCUGUUAUGGGAGCAAAAUUUUAGAUUUUAGUUCGUUAGCCUUAGUUCCUUUAAUGUUUUAUACAGAUAUAUAGGAUUAAAUAGUGAUUUGUAAGCCGUACCCACUGAAACCCUGAGCAAUAUAUUUUUAUAUAUAAGUGCAGCCCUUAUACAACGUUUAGAUUUACAGAUUUUACAUGUUCUUUUAAAGUGUAAGAUAAAUGUACAUUUCGCUUUCUCUUUAGAUGUCGUCGCUCUUGCGUAUUUUAAAUCUGAAUGUGGUUUUAGUCAUCCUACAGUCUUAGAAGUUUGUCCGUUUCAUAGCGAACUUUAUGAUAACUAUAUUACAAAGAUUAGACGUUUCUUGAGAAGUAUCAGUGUCUAUACGCUAUCAUAUUAACGAUGUGAUAAAUCGCUAUAAUGCUUAGAUCACUAAUUUUAAAUUUUGACGGAUUGUUCGACGCGGGUUUUAGAGUAUUUCUAUUUAAGUGUAACGUCCAAGACUGAAGAGUUAGUUAAGUCUAAAGUAAUGCCUAUCUAGCAUUAAAUGUCCAUAAGUAAUGCGAGAAGAUCCCUAGAUCAUGACACAAAGCUACGUACCUAUUUCAUUUUAUUUGCUCGACGUUUGAAUAAAUCAAUAAUACCAAAGUUGUCGCAACUUUCCAUUUCUCUUUCAAUUUUUUCAGCGAUAAGAGUUCAAGAACUUUAAAAGUGUCUAUAUAAAAGUAAUUACAUAAAGAGACUCUUAAUUAGGCUUACUUUUGAUUAUAUUUAUUUAUUUUAUGUUUGUUUGAAUGUAGAAAUCGUUUUCAGUUUUGGUUAUUAUUUUAUCCCGGGAAACUAUCAAUUUGAUGACACAGAUAUGCAAAACGGAGCGUGGCUAAAGCUUAUCUUUGUCUAUUAACGCUCCACAGAUUACGACACUAUAUAUAAAAUAAAAACACUUUUACCUUCUCCAUUUGUAUAAUUUUAUAGUCGUCGAGUAAAUAACUGAAUAGAAUUAAGAUCGAGCACUCGAAUUUUGAAUACAGUUUUUUAGAUAUUACGCUUCAUCCAAACUUCACGAUCAACGAAUAUUUGUAUAAUUUUAAUUCUACAAAUAAAGCACGAAAGAUACGAUACAUUGUGAUUAUGUCUUUUAAUAGUCCUAGUUAGAAUUAAAGAGUGUGGAUCACUAUGUAGGGACGUUUUACUGGAAUACCUUUAAAGAUACCAUACAUUUAUUCGACAUUUAGUAAAAACUUGUCGUCUUCAUAUGUCUAGGAAAAAUUAAAAAAAAAAUAUAAGUUUGUUUUCAAUUUUAUAAUUUUAAAUUCCAUAACUCGGUGUUCCAGAAAAAUGUUCCGCACAAGAAUAUCAAGCAUAUCAAAUUAAUGUCGGUUAAGUUUGUAGGUUAAAAAAUCUAAUUUAUCAUGUUAUUAGUUAAGUAUAAAAGUUAACUUGGGUUAAGAUAAUUCAAUAGUUACCGAUAGAUAUAAUUUAAUCACUGUUGAAUGUUGUGCACGUAUUGAACGUAGUUUGUUCUUAUUAGGGCAAUAAUUUUAUACUAAUUUAAAUGUUAUUGAGAGUACUGACGACUAUCUGUCUAAAGUAUUAACAUAUAUUUGCCGAGCAAUAUACUAUAUAUUACUCCUGACUUUUUUUAAAUAACUCUAGAUUCUAGAUAAUUCCCCGACUAUGUAGUCGUCGGAGGUAUUUAAUAGCUUACGUAUUGCUAAACCGGAUGAUUAAACACUACUAUCUAUAUCUAUUAACAACUUUCUUUAUGACUUUUACAGCAAAUCCCAGAAAGAUGCCUCUUAACCUAAUGUUGAACAUUAUUUAAACUCGCCUCUUUCACCUCCAUGCCCAUAGCUUGUUCAGUGUUAUACCUGUCGCAUCCAUACAUUGGACAGUCGGUCAGAACAUGUAACACCGUCUCUUCAGCUGUAUUGCUACAAGGACAGGCAGCACUUUGUCUAACCCUGAACCUGCAAAGAUACGACAAGAAUCCACCGUGACCUGUCAACAUCUGGGUAAUCAAUCCCGUUGGUUUUAUUUGUUUAAUUAUCGAAAAGGCCGAAAUAACGUUUGGAAAGAAUAACUUAGUUAUUGCAGCGGUUGCGCCGUUUCGAUAUCUGUGAUUCCAUUUUUCUAUCGUGUUUCCACGUAGACACGUAUUACUCCUGACUAGGUUCGCGUGGAAACAGAGAGGAGUAUUUGAUCAUUGAUUUUUUAUCAUAAAUAAAAGUGGUAUAUAAUAUAAUCUUUUUAUUCCGUAAUAAAGGUACUUAGAAAGCAUCUUAUUUCAGAAACCAUAUAAUAAGUAAAUUAUUAGCCUGUUUAAUUUCCAAUCAUGACAAGAAAAUAAUAAUAUACAGCUUAGAAUUCCUAGCUGCGGAACCCCUUCAUGGGUAAAGGCAUCCUCAAGCUUUUUCCAACUGACUCUGUCAUCUUACUCAAUUCGCAAAACCUGGUGUGUGAUGCUCUCAAUAAAAUUAGAUGUUAUAUUGAUUGAUGCUUUAGACAAGAUGGACGUUUGUGUUGUUCCUUAUAAAGAUCUCUUUAAUAAAAUAAUAAUUUACUUAUUUAUUUAGUUUAAAAUUUUAUUAACGGUUGACUUAAAAUAUUUAAACUCUGUA